GUGCUCAUGGUCGGCGAGGCGGAGCGCAUCAUCGAGAACCUGAAGCAGUUCGACAUCGCGGACGUCGGCAGCCGGGCGUGGAUGGAGCAGCACGCGAGCAUGGAGAAGCUGAACCAGCAGGCGCACGCGUCGGCGCGCGACAAGUCCGACGAGUUCGUCCUCGAGGCGUUCCUCACCUUCGACAAGCUCCCGACCCUCGUCUACGAUCUCAUCCUGAGCGAGCAGUGGCGCGAGAAGGUCUACCCCUACCUCGAGGCGGACAUCGUCGGCGCGAGCGAGGAUCGGGAGAGCGAGGCGACGCGCGCCAAGUGCAUGCGGUGCUACUUCGUGCUCUUCCACGAGACGACGGUCGUGAACCUGCUCGAGUGCCUCUGCUACCACGCGCACGCCGUCGGCAACGUGCGCGACGCGUCCCUCGACCUCACGGACUACUGCGCGCGGCGCCUCGCGGCGCUCCACUCCAAGGCGAAGCUCUUCCGCGCCGCGAAGCCCGCCAAGGACGCGGCGCAGUCGCCCGGCGACUUCGCGCGGUCGCUGGAGAAGCGGUCCGCCAAGGAGGAGCUCGACCAGCAGUCGCUGGAGAUCGAGUUCAGCGCGUCCGUGUCCUGCGUCGCGCUCGUGCGCAUGGUCGUCGAGCACCUCGGCGAGUUGACCGUCGCGGGCAUGUCGCGCCUGCUGGAGACGCACGACUUCCUGCUGUCCAUCGUGCCCCUGCUCGAGCACCCGCCCUGGACGCGCGCGCGCUACGAGCGCAAGCUCCAGGAGGGCGACUGGAAAGACGUGCCCACGGACCGGCUCCUCGACGUGACGAAGCUCGAGGCCCAGGCGUGGCUCGCGCUCUACCACCUCACGCUCCACCCGGAGGUGCGCAAGCGCUACGGCUUCGACGCGUACCGCAAGCAGACGCUCCUCCGCGCGCGGCGCUUCAUCAACGACGUGCUGCUGGACCAGCUGCCCGUGCUCGCGGACCUGCAGCGCUUCAUGGACGAGCUCGCCAUC
This is a messenger RNA of Aureococcus anophagefferens, 999 nucleotides long. RefSeq lists its product as hypothetical. Gene Ontology annotation, cellular component: cytoplasm. Lineage: Eukaryota; Pelagophyceae; Pelagomonadales; Pelagomonadaceae. The record is from RefSeq and is a predicted model, not a curated record. The transcript has 2 exons. The annotation marks the transcript as partial.